Messenger RNA from Amoebophrya sp. A120, 3413 nucleotides. NCBI's taxonomy places the organism in Eukaryota, Dinophyceae, Syndiniales, Amoebophryaceae. The record is from the annotation of a GenBank genome assembly.
GUCCAAUAGAAAUCAUCUCCAAUGUAGCCUGGGCGACUCCAUGCGAAGGAUCUAGGACGAGAUCGAAAAAUCAUAAUCACCGAGAAACAGAAAGAGCGCUGUGGCUGUAUUAGCAUUUCCAGCCGAAUUGCAAACUCGAACAAGCCUAAUUAAUAUGCCGAAAUUUUUACCACACUUCGUAGCCAAAUCAAAUUCAAAUCUGUCUCUGUGCCUCAAACGCAUGACAAAGGGGAGACAAAGACAAGAAUGUGAUUUUGACCAUCUUUCAAGGAGAACUAACAGGAGCUGCAAAGCGCAAAUGGACACGCGGCCUCUCAACAGUUUAAACUUAGAAAAUUCCAUCGCGACGCCGCAAUAAUUGUUGAUCUUGCCGCACAGAGGCGCCAGCUUCAGACAGAGUCAGAAACAGAAUCAGUGCCGUUUUCUAGAUAUUCAGUUGUGGAGAUAGAAGAAAAACACAGAAAAACCUGAAAUCGUUGUCCAUCCCUAUUCGUCAUACUUUACCAGCUGCAACAAAGUUAAACAAAGACGAAGUAGCAAAAUAAUAAUUUGUCUUCCCCUGCUCAUCCAAGAAGUAUUUUCCACCAGACAACGCAGCACAAAUGUCGGGCAAGGGCGCCACUGAGGACCCGAAGGGCAUUUACGCUUCUUUGGAAAUCGAAGCCGGGUGCUGCAACGACGACCAAAUCAAAAAAGCCUAUCGGAAACUUGCUCUCAAGUGGCACCCUGACAAAAACACCGAUCGAAAAGAGGAGGUAGAUGACUUUUUUGGAUGCUUUUCUGUACAACUUGUUGUGGAAUCUCGGCGAACUGUUGAAAAAUUUGAUGUAUUUUUCUAUCACUAUUUUUAGUUAGAAGUUGCGCUUGGGCUUGCGCUUGCAAAAAGUGCCACGAUAUUUACUGCAUUUCCUCUCGCCAGCACGACUCGCACGACCACGACAUAGUAGACAUUCGUAUCUUCAUGGCCAUCUUGCACAACAACUCCAACUCGGCAUGAAAUAAUUAAUGAACAGGCCACCGCCCAGUUCCAGAAGAUCUCUAAUGCGUACCAAGUUCUCUCUGAUCCAGACAAGAAGGCCCACUACGACCAAACCGGCCGGGUACUGGGCAGUGACGAGGACGAUGAGCACGGCUUCGGGGCGGGCGGCAUGGACAUGGAUGAUAUGAUGAAUAUUUUUGCGGCGGCGUUCGGCGGUCCAGGUGGCCUCGGCGGGCUGUUCGGAGGCGGUGGGUUCAUGUUUGGCGGUGGCGGGGGCAUGCGCAUGGGCGGAGGGGGGCGCCGGGGCGGCGGCGGUGUUAACGUCAUGCACAUGGGCGGCUUUGGCGACGACGACGAUCUGGUCUUUCAGAUGGGCGGAAUGGGCGGCGCAGGAGGUAUUAGCGAUUUUUAUUAGGUCGCCAUCACUGUGGAUAAUAUAUAUAAAUUUAAAUAUUAGUUUUUGCGCUUUUUCUCCACUGCGCUGUCGUUAUCCCAGUUUUUGAGUGCUAGUGAUAGAUCAACAUGACCAUGUUGACAUACUCGUGAAUUUGUUUUUCACGAAAAGGAAAAUUACGCAAUUCUUUCGACAAAUAAAUCCAGGCAACAUGUUUGUUUUCGGUGACGAUAGCGGAGACGAGGACGGAAUGGACGCCUCAGAUUUUGAAGACAGCGACAUGGAUGAAGCCGAAAUAAUGCGACUCCUGAUGGGCGGCAACCUACCAGGUUUCGGUGGCGGCAGCGGCCGCAGAGGCAACAAAGGGCGCGGCAAGAAUGCCGGCAAAGCAGGCAAGCGGAAUGGAAGAACAACAGGCCCUGCGUCGUCCGCCGGCUUUUAUUUUCAGAACCGAAAUGCGGCCCAGAAUAACUCCAAACAAUCCGCCAGCAGCUCCGCCGCCUCUCCAACGGAGCCUGCAGUGCCCUCAGAGCAGACCACUGCAAGCAAAAAGAAGAAAAACAAGAAGAAGAAAGCAGGAGCCGGCGCUGCAGCCGCCGAUGUGGGGACAGGUGCAGGAGCUACGCCGAGCACAACAGCGGCCUCAACCACAGGCGCGAGCUCAUCGUCGUCCAGUAGCCAGGCAACUACAAAAGCAACACAAGCCGCAUCUUCUAGCAGUUCUACCGCGGCACCAGCGUCGUCAAGUGCCGACGCCCAAGCGACGGGCAAAAAAAAGAAGUCCGGAGCCGCGAAGAGAAAACGCGCACAGGACAACAAAGCCCAGGAGGAUCAAGUGGAGCAGGCGAAGCGAAAUGUGCCGUCCGCCCCGACCGCCCCGAACGGCGCCGCUAAUCGCAGCUCCGCUGUUAACUCUUUUUUUAGCUCGUUGGGCAUGAGCCGCCCAGGAGGCAUCGAUUCUGACGAGUUCGAUUCGGACGACCUCGCAGACCUGCAGGAAGCCUACGAGGACGACGACGAAAGCGACAGCAGCGGAGAGGAGUUCAGUUCAUUCGGCAAUUUUGCUCGAAUGAUGGCGGGGGACAUCGGGGGCGGUCGGGGCCCGCGCGGCGGAGGAGACCCACUCGGCAUGAUGUCCGACGACCUCCUCGAGGCCGCCUUCAUGCAGGAAGUGAUGCGCGGCGCCGGACCUGGACCCUCCGGAAAAGGCGGCGGAAAGACAGGUGGGAGAGGAAAAGCGGGCGGCCGGAGAAGAUGACUGAUGAGCAUGAGUGUGCAUGAUCAUUUUGAUUUUCCGUCGAGGAAGAAAUGCGAGGCGGGAGUUCGAGACUCCUGAUGAUAUUCGUCUCUAAGGUUGUCAUCCUCAUCUGCAGCUCCAUUUGGUAAUUGUUUCACUUGCGUCGUUGUCAUCUACGCCCCUUCAUUACAAGUCAAGUUAGCAUUUUUACCACCUACACGACUUUCAAGAACGCACCUUCGCCCUUCAGUGCGAGUGUGUUUUUGCGUGCUCCGGGCGGGCAGGAAGAUGGGACAAGCUUCAGCACGACCCUCGGACAAGCUUCCUGAGAGUUGUUCGAGGGCAGGACGAGCAGCAAGUUUCCAUUGCGACCAAUGAUUUUCAUGAGCAUACAGAAUACGUCUACAAUUCGUUGCAUCUUCCUCCCAGAAGACUUAUCAUGAAUAUAGUCAAUCGCAUCAGUGUAGUGGCUUUGGCAAAAACUCAGCGGAAGUUGUAUCUGCACCUGCACGUUGAUGAAUUUUCCAUGUGGUUCACGGAGCCACGACCAUUGAUUGGUAUUCUUGUUGAGAAGUGCAUCGCCUCCUGAGCUUGAUUUUGAUGGCGAAUUUGCUCGGAUCUCCUUUUCCGAGAGGACUAUCUUGAAAUGCAGCGACAACCCAAUACUGAUAGUGCAUCAGCUCCUUUGUUUACAGCGUCCAAGUCGAACUGCAGACGAGAUUUGAUGCUGUCCGAGCCGCGAGAGCGACAUUUUCAAAAUCCUACGUCGCAGGCAUGGAGUACGAGCAGCCGCGUCUACGCUC